Molecule: messenger RNA, 6198 nt
Organism: Ahaetulla prasina
Lineage: Eukaryota; Metazoa; Chordata; Lepidosauria; Squamata; Colubridae
Gene: NEXMIF
Product: neurite extension and migration factor
Exons: 6
Coding region: 431-5179 (1582 amino acids)
Biological process (GO): negative regulation of neuron migration; negative regulation of cell-cell adhesion mediated by cadherin; negative regulation of cell adhesion mediated by integrin
Cellular component (GO): nucleus
Source: RefSeq, a predicted model, not a curated record
AGAGGCAGGCGCGUCCACCUGCACGCGCCGGAGCGCAGGGCUCAUGGAGGAGCCGCCGCCGCCGCCGCCGGAGCCGCCAGUGCCGCAGUAGCCGAUGCCCUGCCUCGCCGCCCGCAGCCCAGCCCGGACCGGCCGCCGCGCCGCAAGAUCUCCUCAGCAUCGUCCCUUGAAAUGACACGGAAUCACAGGAGGAAAGGGCAGCCUUUGGAUGAACAGAUGGAUGUUCCUUACUGAGGCAUGGUGGCAUGUCUCCUUCAAUGUCCUACAUCAAUAAUUGAAAACGCUUCUGAUCUUCUCUUGGACUUGCACUGGGGAACACAAACUUGGGAAGAGAGGAAUCUGCACAACAGCUUGUGACAAAAGAAGAAAAUGGUGCUGAAAUAAUCUUAAAAGAGUGGCCAUUUGAGCAGAGCAUGGAGUGAACAACUUGAUGGAUGACCAACAAGAUAAGGAAUGUGCCUCGGAAGACCAAGAAACAAUCUUGAUUAAUGGGGUGAAAGAGGAUGAAUCGAGCAAUCUUGAUGGUGACGACAAACCCCCGCGUGGGGCAGCGGACGCUGCAGCCCCCUUUCUGGCCGUGACAUCCACAGGAGCAGCUCAGAAAGAAAGCCGAUCCCAGCCAGCCCAAACUUCCAAGAAGGCCUGUUGGCUGAGCCCUCCUUCCCCCCUGAGACUGGCCGAUGUCCCCGACCACAUUUCCGAUGACUCCUCCUCCGUCCAUGCCAUUUCCCUCACCUCAUGUGUCACGAAGGGCAUGAGCGCCUGGUCCCUGCCGGGAGACUGUGAGAAGGCCCCCUUCAGCAUGAUGGAGCCCGGAAGCAUGUCUGCCUUCACUGGCGACUGCCUGAUGCAGCCGAGUCGGACCUGCCUGGGUUGCUUUAUUGAGUCGAAGGACAGCCUGGAUCCAGAACCUGGCAUAAGCCUUAAAGUGGGCGACAUAAAUAGGGAUUACGACACCUGUUCGGUCUCCGACAUUGGGAUCCACUGCAUGAGCACGGGAGAGACCAUGCGAUAUGGGGACCAGCUUCUUUCUGACCAGCUUCUAAGCUUCCCCGUGCAUAAAUCGAGAGCAGCCGACAAACGGGAGGCAGAUAAAUCCGACAGUGACUCGGAGGAUCCGACUCAGAAAAACUAUUACGAGGGAUUACUUUUGGACAAGUGCAAUGGGGAGGAACCUUUACUAACCAACCCCAACCAGGAAUGGGGUUAUUUUGAAUCUUUCAUCAGUGAAAGCAAAAUCGAGCUCCUUGACCUUUGCUCCAAAAAUGAGCUCUCUGUAAAUCUGUUUUCCGAGGAGGAUGUGGAUAAUUACAUGUUUGAUGACGAUGAUUCGACCUUGGGAAGUGAUGUCUGCUCUUUAAAGAUUCGUUACGAAUCCUUCCAGGACAAUGUGAAGGAGAAAACAGGGGGCUUGCAAGAGGACACCCAGUUUAACUUCUUCCCCAGCGUGUUUAGCGGGUGUCCAAAAAGGGACAGUAGGACUGCUCUGAAGAGGGGACCUCGAGGGGCAACUGAUCCUUCUCAAUUCAAAUCUGAGGAGACCAUCAUCUGGGGGGAAGAGGAGGGGGAUGGACAGCAGGAGGAGGACGAGGAGGAGGAGGAAGAGGAGGAGGAAGACGAAGAGGGAGGUGAAAGUGAGAAAGUUGCCUUAAACAAAUCUUGCACCAGUACAGAACUUGUACAGUACAUCAGUCCCAAAAGAAAUCACUUCUUGGAACUGGUGAACUCCACAGAAGACUCGGGGGAGUCCAGCGAUGACAGCACCUGCACCGAAUCGUCUUUUGAUGUGCUUCAAGACCUGAAGAACUGCAACAAGUAUCUCCCCCGGGACCAUUCCAGCUCCUUCAUCCAACAGAAUUACGGCCUGCGAGCCAAAAGGAAAGUGCGAUAUAGCGACGAUUACCUUUAUGACGUGGAUUCCAUCGAGAGUGAGAAGAUCGUGGACAAGAAGGAGUGGAUCCCAGACGGUCCCAAGGAAGAAGACGAUGAUGACUGGUGUCCCAAGAAGAGGAGGAAAGUUUCUCGCAAGGAGCCCCCCGUCAUCAUCAAGUACAUCAUCAUCAACCGGUUCAAAGGAGAGAAGCACAUGUUGAUCAAGCUUGGCAAAGUUAACCCUGGCGAGAUGACGGUGACCUUGAGCGAGGAGUUGUUGAGCAAAUAUGCCAGGUUGGCUCCCCUGAAGUCGUUUUGGCAAGAGAGGUGGCAGACCCGCCUCAACUUCCUCAAAUCCGCCCUCUACCACAAGCAGAGUUUCUAUCUCAAUGGCUCUGAGGUGGCCUUCCUGUCCCACCCACGCAAACGCAAAGGCAAGAUAGCCCACCGGCACCGGAUCCAGAGGAUUAAGGCCAUCGAGCAGCCCGUGGGCAAAGGUGGCUCUUGCUCAUCAGAAUCCAAGCAGCUCUGUUGCAGGAUCGCAGAUGAGGAAGGGGGCCUGAAGGGGAUCCGGGCCAUGGCCAUCGCCUCCCCCAGCUGCGUCAAUGGCCUCCAUCUGAGCGACAUCGCUGGCCUGGCCCUCCCUCGAGGCAAAACCCAGGAGAGGGCAUUCAAAGGGCCCGAGAGAAAAGUCUUGCGCAGGAUCAAAUUCAAAAGUGAGGCCAGGUUGAAAUGCAAGCGACUCAAAGCGGCCACCGCCCUGGCUGAGGUUUCAGCAGCCUUGGAGAAUCCAGAGUCGGCCACGGGGUUAAAGGACAAAAGCGCGCCUUGUGCUGCAGAUGGCUCUCCUCUCUCAGAGAGCCAGGAGGACAAACUGGCAAAAAAUGCCCUUUCCUUCCUACCCACCACCUGCACUUCAGACAAGCCAGCCGCAUCUGCUAAUCUGACGGCAAACUUGCCCCUCAUCCCUGGUGGGUACCUGCAGACGUUACUGGAUGCCUCCGACUUGUCCCACAGCACUGGGGUUGCGUACUUCAGUCCUGCACCCUCAGGGCAGCAGCAGCAGCAGCAGCAGCAGCAGCCGCAGGAGACCCUCCCCAGCCUCGUUCAAGCAGAGAAGGCCUUCUGUGCCCUGCAGCCUGCCCAGAGCUGCAUUUUGUCCCCACCAUCUGAAUCAGAGUUGCAGCAGUCCCCGAGUCCCCUGGAGAUCGAGCCCAGCAACUUCCAAAGUGUUUGGCCGGCUGGCAAGGUGGGCAGCCCGAGCAGUCAGGGCUUUGCUGGGCAGCUCCCAGAUGCCUCCCUGCUUUCGGCUGCAGAGUUUGGUAACUGUACAGGGUCGGAUGGCCUGCCAGCUUCGGGAUACAACCAAGUCCCUCUGAGCAACAGCAAAUUAUUAUACCAAAAAAAAUUGCUCCUGGAGGGCCAGCAGUUGCAGUCAGAUGACUCCUACCAGUCUUGUCCCUUCGGUAACCGAGAGGGGAAUUUCCCUUUCCAGAGAGGCACGCUCAGCACCGAUGAUGGAAGACUUGUGAGCUUCGAUUCCAUGGGCUCCCUUUCCGCUGCCUCUAGCAACUAUAGCUCCUUGAGUUUAAAGUCUUGCGAGAAGGAUGGAGAUGAUGAAAUUGCUGAUGACUUCUUGGCCCACUGCAGCCCCAAACUGGUGAUUCAGCAAAGCAUCGAUGAAAUAACGCCCUUGAAGGAGUCCACUGAUCUUCUAGAUAUUUCUAACUUCACCCCCGACAAGUUCCGCCAGUCGUCCCUUUCGGAAAUGUCUCCUCCGGAUACCCCCAACCUUUCCCCACAGAUUGCCGGGCCAGAAACUAAAACCCUGGGCAAUAUGAAGUGUUUCCCGGACGGCUCCCAAGUGGGGUUAAGCAACACCGAGAAGGGGAACUGGAGCUGUGGUGUUCUUCAAGCUCCAGACCAGGCGGAUAAUGGAUUCACUUUAAAUAAUCAUCAGUUUCAGUUCCAUAUGUUCACCGAUGAGGAUUCUGUCAGCCUCCUCGAAAAAAACCCAUCCUUGUCAACUUUUAAUGAGCCAUCUGCCCAAGUUAGCACCAAUAGCAAAGCGACAAAAUCCAAGAGGAGAAGUUCAAGUAAUAAAAAUUUGGGUGCCAACCAAAGCCCAACCCAGAAAAACGUUCGUAAAAAAUCCCCCAAAGCCAACAAAGGCUCUGAAAAGGCCCCCAGCAGAAAUUCCAGGCAGUCUCCCAAAACUUCCAGGAAAGGAAAAAACGGGGCAGGGGUUAAUGGAGAAAAGACCCUCGCCUUGGGCGAUAGAGUAGCUGGUCUCUUGAACAGUUCAAACUCCUCAUCAAAAACGUUGAUUGAGUCCAUCCAGCAGGGCAGCCCAAACGCCCUCCGAAUAGGGAAGGCCAACGGUCUGUCUGGGGAAUGGCCGCUGGGGAAGGACAGUAGCGGUGGCUGGUCUGAAACCAGCAUAGGAAGUGCCAACAGCCUUCUUGAUGAUGAUCAAAGAGAAUUUGAGGAGCCUUCCAACAUUUUGUCAAACAUUGCAUCUGGCAUGGCAGAUGUUCAGAGAUUUAUGAUGGCCUCCAUCGAGCCCUUGUGGGGGCCUGUGGGCCACAGCGAUGUCUCUGAUCUCUUCCGAUCGCCCGAAUCAAACAGUCUGAAACUGAAAACUCUUAAGAUCCUGGCUGGCACGUCUCCCGAGUCCAAGAAGAAGGUCAAUGGCAGCUCUUCGGGAGUGGGACGCAACCACAAAUCGGGGAACAAGGGCUUGAGUAAAACCGGCAGCCGAGCUGCUCCGGGCGAUCCGGGACGUUCCAGUUCAUCCGCCGGCUAUGCCACAGACAUUCAUUCUCCUUUUUUUGAUAAAAGCUAUAGUAAUCUGAGCACUUUAGCCAAAAAUGAACCUACCCAUAAAAAGCUCUACCGACACAAAUCCACGUCAAAGUCCCUGCGUGACGAGAACUGCAAAGUCAAGCGGGCAGAGAGAGAACAGGGCCACAAAGACCCAACCACAGUAGUUUCCUUUGAAAAACUGAGGGAUACAGACUGCAUUCUUCUUAAGGCAGAAACAGCAUUUGGGGGUUUACCUGUGUUUGGAGAAGAGCUGCUGUCUUUUUCUAGGAAGAAGUUUGAAGUUUGCUUGGUUCCCCAACCCUUCUCCGCCCCCACCCCUUUUUUUAUUCCCGUUUGUUUACCCCACGUCUUUCUUUUGCUCAAAAAGAGGGGAAAACGCAAUGCCUUGUCAUAUGUCCAAGUGUUUAAAGUGCUGAAAUGGAAAGUUAGAAAUUGUGAGAGCUUUGGAAGCCAAUCUUGUUCCAAAGGCCUCUUCUUGUAGGAUAAUUGCUGCCCUCUGACCAACACCACAAAUUGUGCCAAACUCCAAGCGUUGUACUGUACAUACUUUUACAUCUCUUCUGGGUUGUGAAUGUUUAGUGGUGCUUUUUCUUUCUUGAUUUCUUUCUUUUAAUUUGACGAUAAACAUUCCGGUGAAACAGCUGGCCAACUCUCUUAGACAGCCACCGCCACCCAAAGGUUGAGGAUCUGUUUGCUCCUGAGGUACUGAAUGUUUUACGGACCUACCUGAGUUCUCUGUGCCAAAUUGACUUACCUCAUUGAAUGGCUGUUUUCCUGUGUCUCACAACUCUAAAAGAAGUGGGAGAGGCUUUAAAAAAUAGGGAUAGCUGGGCCCUCCCCAAAAUCUGAAUCAAUAUAUAUAUAUAUACACACACACAUAAAUAGAAAACAAGAUAGUAAAAAAAAUAAUUAUAAUAUUAAUAACUCAAAGUAACAGUAUUGGAAAUUCAAGCGAUUGCAUUUAGUGGUUUUAAAAGCAGCUGUUUUUCUAUCACCUGUUUUGUUUUGAGCCAAGCUUCCCAGCAGAAGAUAAUUUCAAAAGCAAAGUUGUAUUGUUGGCACUUUGUAUCCGUUUUCUAUAUUUUGUAAUACAAACCUGGGAAUUUUAGAAAAAAAAAGCCGUCUGAAAAAAAAAACCAGAGCGAUGCAUUUCAUAGACACUAUAUUGAUAUUUCAUUUUGAGCUUUUUUGUAACCAUUUUUAUGCUCCUUGUUGCAGGAAAAACUCGCUGACUCAAAAAUAUGAUGUUUUCUAAAUGUUUUAACCUUUGCAAUGACGAUAUUAUUUGAAGGUUUGUAAAAAAAAAAUUGAAUCAAAUGUAAUUGUUAAUGCAAUUCCAGAUGUAAUGUCAGCCCUCUCACCUGCCAGGGAACGUGGAAUCAACCUCCCAUCAUCCCUAACUGUGAAUGUCCAGGAAUGUUAGGGGCUGCAGUCCACAUAUCCAGAGGGGCACGGAUGGGGGGAGGGAAGAGGGUCCUGAGGGGGCAAGAAAAGAGUCAA